AGAGAUUAGUGAAUGAAUUAAUGCAGCUGCAGAAUAGAUAGAUAGAUAGACAGAUACGACUUAAUUUAUCGGAAUCAGAAUCAAAAUUGAAAAUAAUACUAGUAAUAAUAAUGGAUAAAAAGGAAAGGGCAAAGGAAAAAAAGGAGAAAAGACGCCAAGAAAUCUCCCUUCUACGUACUAUUCCCUAUUCUGAUUACCAAAGAUGGUGGUCAUCUGAAACGAUUGCGGUUGUUACGGGCGCAAAUAGAGGGAUUGGAUUUGAAAUUGCACAUCAGCUUGCAUCACAUGGCGUUACUGUUGUUCUCACGUCGCGAGAGACAGCUGUUGGAGAAGAAGCAGUGAAAGUCUUUCAGGAAGGAGGUCUAAAUGUGGCAUUUCAUCAAUUGGAUAUUGUGGAUCCUGUAUCGAUUCAAACAUUUUGUGAUUGGAUUAAAGAAACAUAUGGUGGCCUAGAUAUACUGAUCAACAAUGCAGGAGUCAAUUUCAAUUGCGGAAAAGAUAAUUCUGUUGAAUUUUCUGAAAUGGUAAUCCAAGUUAACUAUUUUGGCACCAAAAACAUGAUCAAAGCACUUACUCCGUUGAUGAGGCCUUCCCCUGCUGGUUCUCGUAUUGUUAGUGUCACCUCGCGAUUGGGUAGACUUAAUAGCAAACGAAAUGGAAUUUCAAAUGUAGCAGUGAGAGAACAAUUAGAAAACGUGGAUACGCUGUCUGAGGAAGUUAUCGAUAAAACUAUGAGCACAUUUUUGGAGCAAGUAAAAGAUGGAACUUGGGAAUCAGGAGGAUGGCCUCAUGUGUUCACAGACUACUCAUUGUCAAAGCUAGCAGUUAAUGCCUACACAAGGUUAAUGGCGAGGAUAUUCGAGGAACGACCAGAAGGUGAAAAAAUAUACAUAAAUUGUUAUUGUCCGGGAUGGGUGAAAACUGCUAUGACUGGCUGGGCAGGGCAUGUUACUAUUGAAGAAGCUGCUGAUACUGCUGUAUGGCUUGCUUUGCUCCCUGAUCAAUUUGUGAGUGGUAAGUUCUUCGCUGAGAGGCGCGAAAUUAACUUUUAAACUAUCAGUGUAUACGAAUUGUUUUUUUUUUUGUUUUUUAAAAACAAGAUUGUCGAGUUCAGAUUCGAGAUAAUCUGCAUUUUGUUAACUGAAAUGCACCCAAUUGAUAUAAGUAGAAAUAGAUAUUGGUAUUUUCUUGAUCGAGGUGUCUUGACAAGUAACAGUGGCAGAUAUUGAUAUUGAUGAAGAGCAAAUUUAUUUGUACUUGUAGUUUUUAUUAUUUAAGCAGAUUGCAGGCAAUCUUGUUUUUUUUAACCUCUGUAAUGGAUUUAAUAAACAUUACUUAUACAUA
Molecule: messenger RNA, 1344 nt
Organism: Solanum pennellii
Lineage: Eukaryota; Viridiplantae; Streptophyta; Magnoliopsida; Solanales; Solanaceae
Product: carbonyl reductase [NADPH] 3-like
Exons: 4
Coding region: 111-1052 (313 amino acids)
Cellular component (GO): membrane
Molecular function (GO): oxidoreductase activity, acting on the CH-OH group of donors, NAD or NADP as acceptor
Source: RefSeq, a predicted model, not a curated record